Ostrinia furnacalis (Asian corn borer) is the source of this 2942-nucleotide messenger RNA. RefSeq names its product cuticular protein RR-2 motif 132 (gene CPR132). The record is from RefSeq and is a predicted model, not a curated record. NCBI's taxonomy places the organism in Eukaryota, Metazoa, Arthropoda, Insecta, Lepidoptera, Crambidae. Bases 1 to 1629 code for a protein of 542 amino acids. The transcript has 5 exons. Gene Ontology annotation, cellular component: extracellular matrix.
AUGUCACUAAUAUUCUUCGUGCUUCUCUUCUCUGGAGCGAAGACAGAAGAAGCCACGCCGUCUUCUCUCCUCAGUCCUCGGCACUUCAACCACCACGCCUUCGCUGCGAAGUAUGGUCAGGACUUCAGGGUUCCUGAGACUACCAAGCAAGGCCCAGUGCUGUUCCCUAACGACGCGCCGCCACCACCCCGGCCACCCCUCAUCGUGACCUCCCGUCCCCUCCUGGAGUCGAUAGCCAGGAGUGACCUGAACACCGACCCUCAGAACAACACCAUUCCCCAGGGAACCCAGAUCAGCUCCAUCAUCAAGCCCUUCCUGGCCAGGGUGAAGGAUUACCGGCCCUUCGCGUAUGCGAUAGCCACGCCGCCGACCCAGGACUAUGAUUAUGAGAGAUAUGAUGAUUAUGAGCACCAGAAACCAGUGCUGCCGCCGAUCUACAAAGCUAUAGCUGACCACGCCAAGCAGAAGGUCGUCAAGAUACAGCAGCAGAGGCAGAAGGAUCGGUAUGAGUACCAGCAGGUUAAGACUCCCGAUUACUACAAUCAUCAUCAUAAGAGCAAUGAUAUUAACAGUCAUGAUGAAAGUGAUGGUAAUGAUGAGCAGAACAAAAACUACGCGUUCUCAUACCGUGUGAAAGACCAGAAGACUGGCGACGACUUCUCUCACCGACAACACAGUAAAGGGUCGGCCACCAACGGAGAGUACCGGGUUCGACUCCCAGACGGACGCAUGCAGAUUGUUUCCUACACAGCCGACGAAAAUGGCUACCAGGCUGAUGUCAGAUACGACGACGAAGACAAAACCUCUGGCAACAGCAUAGACAAUAACAAACAUAACUAUAUUUAUAACCAAAAUGAUAAUUAUCAGCAUAAUAAUAAAAUAAACGAUCAUCACAACUUUGACGAUCACCAAACAUACGACAGACACAAUUACGAUUACAAACACAAUGAUUACGACAAAAACAAAUACGAUCGUGAUUACAGUCAGCAAAGUGAUUACAAAGCUGAUUACAGAACUGAUGUGAAGAGUCCAAGCAAUGAUUAUUAUAAUCAAUACUCUGACGGGUCUAAAGAGUAUUAUAAUGAUGAUUUCUCUAAAGAGUUCGAAAGCAAAAGUUACGAUUAUGCCCCACACAAAAGCAAAUUCUCUUCUUUCAUUGAAGACCAAAAUACUAAUGUUAACCAAAACUUAAAUAUAGGAUCAGUAUCUACAGUUAAACCUUCUUACGAAGAACUAAAAGACUUACUAGUAACCAAAAAUGCAUACAAUACAGUACAGCCAUCAUAUUUUACCAGAGCACCAGUUUCAAUAAACGUACCAUCCACCACACCUAGUUCUUUAAACUUUGGUUCUACCACAGAAAGGGUUGUUUUAAUAGGCGGUAAAAAGACUAAUUUCUAUACAAAUAUUAGGAACGUGCCCCUAGUAAGCACUGUUCCAGUAUCAGUGACAGAAUCACCUGUGAAAUAUGGAACAGCUAGUGAUUUUUCGGUCUCGCCGACGCCAAUGAGUUACUUAGUAUCAACUAUAGCUAGUUUGAGAAAUAGAGUUGACUUAUCUGGACCGAAACCGGUUUUGUCUAACAGUUAUAUUGAUAGAAUUAAUAAAUAUUUAACUUUUAACAAAUAAUUUGGAAGUUUAGAAGAAAAUAUUUCGCAGUUUAGAGUCAAUAGGCUUGUUUUUUGCGGGAUAAAGUAAUGCAGGAUCUUACAAAACGGGACUUCCAUUCCAUGUGACACAUGUUUGAAAUUCGAAUUACAAUUUGGAACAAAUCGGUUUUUUUGCGGGACACUGCAAACUGGAUGUUCGUGUGAACUGUGAACGUUAAUAUUAUAAAAAAACAAAUCCUGCAAAAAACGGGAUGUCUCCGUGAGAACGAGCCCUAAUCUAAAUGGAUUUUUUAAUUAAUUGCUAUGUGUGCUAUAACUUAUUUUCGAUUGCUAAUUUUGUAUAUUGUAGGUAAGUAAUAGAUAGUAGGGUAGGUAUUUCCUUCAAUUGAUCGUGUAGGUUAAAUGAAGUACGAGUAAGUACGUUCAAACCUUGGUACUUUUCUGACCAAUUUUUUCCCUGAUUUUCUUUUUCAAGGAUGUUUCUCAAGGGGAUUUCUUAUUUUUCUUUUCUAUCAUUUAUAUCUUUUCUAACCUAGAGUCAUCCUACGCUAAAAAAUAAACUUUCUUUAAAUUAAAACCAAAACUGUAAUGGGUGACUUGUCUAGAGUCUAGACUAAAGGCUCAAGUCUUAAAGUCAGUUGAAUUACAAUAUUCUACACGCUUUUGAGUGUAUUACUUGAGUGUAACUUGAUAAUACGAUCCUAAGAGCCUUAGGCUUUGACAUGGCUCAAUAGGACAGACGACUUAAGUUGCCUGCCAGUUUAGCUUCAUAUUUCUUUUUCUUAUUUACAAAUCUUUUAUUCAGUACUUAGGCCCGUUCCAGGGCACUUAUACACGUCCCAAAUAUAGCUUGCCCUACCACAACUUCGGGACAACAUUAUGGGCUGGUGCAGAGAAGAAGUGGCGGAAGAAACUCGGUCACCUCUUUUUCAAUUAAAUUCAGGUUUAUUCAAGCAUUGUCCUAAAUAAGUAGGAGCAAAUACAUACAAAAGUGACUUUCCAAAUGUCCCAUCUGGGAAUCGAUCUAAGAACAUCUGAGUUAAGUGAGUUCAACCACUCAACAUAUUCUAACCCUUGAUCAAAGACGUUCGUAAAAUACUUAGAAUGAUGCUUUUCUAUAAUUAAUUAUUUAGUUUUAAGGAAGUUUAACCAAUUAAAUUAAUUUAACAUGCAUAAGAAUUGUAAGUAGUAUUGUACCUAGAUAAUAAUUUGAAUGUCUGUAUGACUAUGAGUUACCAAAAUGUAGUUAUUGUCAGUUUAAUUAGCUAUUUCUUAGUCAAUUUUCUUAUUGUGUAAGUAACUAUAGUUUUAUUGGAAUGUAAGCUGUAAAUA